AUGAAUGGGACAGCGGUGAGUGAAUCAACAAAUGGAAGCGAAUUGAGUCGAUCUGAUAGUUUAAAGGCGGAAGAAUCGAAUGUGUUGAAGGAUUGGGAUCCAAAAGUACUCUUGAAAUCUCUUUAUGAGAUUUCGUAUGAGCCGAGAGUCGAGACAAAACGAAACAGAUUUAUUCCGAUGGAAGGACACAUUGAAGUGCCAGCUGAUGAAGUAACAAAAGCUGAUGGUUUGGAUAAUGAGGGAUGGAUGAAACAAUAUAUUAGGAAUAAGGAGGGAAGAUUGCAAAUUUUUGCGGUUAGUUUUGGGCAAAACAUUUUAGUUAUGGUGGAAAAUGUUGAUGAAAACUCAGUUUUUAAAUUUUGUUUACAAUAACUUUGAAGAUUCUUGUUACAAAAAUCAAAAAAAUUCACAAACGUAUUCGAAAAUUGAACAAAACUAGAAUACAACAAAAAGUGAUUUAAAUUUCAAAUUCAAACGUGAACUAUGACGUGGCAAAACCUCAAACAUCAUUUCAUAACUAUUUUUUACGGGAAAAAUUGAAUCUUCCCCAUUUUGCAUUCCCGAAUUCCAUAUGCCUCCUUUUUGAGAAAUAUGAAAAAAAUUCCUCUCAAAUUUUUCCGUAAGUCUUCUUUUCCACGUCCUAGGUACGACUUUUUUACCUUCCUAAAAAUCUUCAAUUUUCAAGUGACAGCAUCAAUUUUUCAUGAAAUUUGACCUUCAACCGAUUUUGCAACAAAAAAGCGGAAGUGCAAAGUUCGUUGAACCAAAAAAUCGGCUGAAAGUCGAUUUCCAGAAACGUAUUUUGCUGAUCAAAAAACAUUUAAAAAAAUCCGGAAGUGCGACAAACACGAGUGGAAUUUCUCAGAAAUUCACUUCAAUUUUUGAUCUUCGGAAACGAAACAUUCAUGAAUUUUCUAUUUUCAGACGCACUACGCCGGUGAAGCCCCUGCACAAGAAUUAAUCCUAUCCGGUGCUGACGUGGAUGCCAACAAAGAUGAGAGAACUUUGACAAUUCAUGGAGGCCGCGAACAUGUCAAAUAUUAUUGCAGGUAAGGAUUUCAAUGUUUCGGAAGUAUUUGAUUUACAAAAAAAUCAAUAACUUCUAGAGUUCCCUCCGCAUUAUUCGACAAAUGGCGACAAUCUUUCUUAUCACAUUGUGCUUCAUCACAAAUCGACGCCUAUGUCAAACCAAUUCCUCGAGCAUUUCAACAUUUGACAGAAAGAGUAUUGAUUUUGGAACUUGGUUCGAGUUCGAUUCGCGCAGGAGUUUUGACAACUGAACCAUCUUUACCACAAAGCUUUUUCCCUUCAAUCGCAGUUCGAACUGACGAUGGAAAAAUUAUUGUUGGAGAAGACGCCUAUAAACCAGAAAUCAGACAUAAUGGACAUUUUGUUCGACCAAUUCAAGCAAUUGAUCCAUCAGUUGAAAGAUAUUCAAUCGACAAAGAAGUGUUAGAAGCUGUUAUUUUGAAAGUUAUCAAAGAUUUACGAAUCGAACCAUUCAAAUAUAAAGUUCUUCUAUCAAUCCCGCAAAAUAUACCAAGUGUUUUGAUCGGUGAAUUAUUAUCAAUUUGUUUGAAUGAUAUCAAAUUCCAAGGUGCCGCAAUUACAAGACAACCAUCUUUAAUUUUAUACGCUUAUGAUGUUACAACUGGUGUAGUUGUGGAUAUUGGUGAAAGAUUGAAUAUUGUACCAGUUAUUGAUGGAUAUGUUGUUGAAUCAGCUAUUGCUUCAAUUCCUUAUGGAUCACAACAAAUGGGAGAUUCAUUAAGAAACUCGUUGAGUGCUAGUAAUAAGGGAUUAUAUUCAUUCCAAAGUCCCGUAGAAAAAUUGAUUUUACGUUACGUUAUGGAGCAAACUACAUAGAUUCCGGAAGAUUACCAAAAAGAAGAGAAGGGAGAGAAUCGUGAGACAAGGAUUUCAUUGGAUUCGUUUGAUACAACACCAGGAAUGACUACUAGAUUUGAUGUAAGUUUAGCCCUCACAACCAACAAAAUGAGAAAAAAAUUAUAAAAUGUUGUAGAUCGAUAACUCGCGAUUUUUGUGCACCGAAGGAUUAUUUAAGCCGAAAAAAUGGGGAUUGGAUACUAAAGGACUUCACCAACUCAUUCAUGAAGCAAUCUUACAAAGUCCAAUUGAUAGUCGACGAGUUUUAUAUAGGAAUAUUUAUCUAGCUGGAGGUGCUUCACUUAUGCCAGGACUCGCUGAAAAAUUAGAGCAAGAACUCUCGACAGUUGUUCCUAACACAAUUCAUACACAAGUGAAUAUUUCGCCAUGGAGGUAUAAUGCGGCAUAUUUGGGAGCCCAAAUCGUUGCAUCUGCUUCGACAUUUGAAGACUCUUGCAUUUCGGCUGACAAACUUCCCAAAUUUAUUGCACAACUUCAAGCAUCCUCUUUCUAA
This is a messenger RNA of Caenorhabditis angaria, 2401 nucleotides long. The record is from the annotation of a GenBank genome assembly. NCBI's taxonomy places the organism in Eukaryota, Metazoa, Nematoda, Chromadorea, Rhabditida, Rhabditidae.